Molecule: messenger RNA, 1398 nt
Organism: Candidozyma haemuli
Lineage: Eukaryota; Fungi; Ascomycota; Pichiomycetes; Serinales; Metschnikowiaceae
Gene: ISN1
Product: IMP 5'-nucleotidase
Exons: 2
Coding region: 1-1398 (465 amino acids)
Biological process (GO): inosine salvage; nicotinic acid riboside biosynthetic process; nicotinamide riboside biosynthetic process
Molecular function (GO): magnesium ion binding
Source: RefSeq, a predicted model, not a curated record
AUGACUUCGAGAUAUAGAGUCGAAUAUGCAUUGAAAAAACACAAGAGAGAUGAGUUCAUUGAGUGGAUCAAGUCUCUCUUGGCGGUGCCAUUUGUGCUCCACGCUGAUUUGGAGAACUACGAGGAGAUGUAUGCCAUUGGGAAAAGACAUGAGACGGAAGCAGACAAGUUUCUUGAAUUGCACGAGCAGACUUUGGCAAAAACUUGCCUGGAAAGAUAUACUGAAGUGUUCAUGGAUGUGGAGAAAUUGAUCGAUAGCACUCGCUACUUGGAUAGUUUCCAUACUGAUGAAACCAUUUCUCGGUCUAGAUUGAGGCAAUUGGUACCUUCAGUGGGUCAGUUCUUCACUAGACUACCAUUGAAGGAGGCUUUUGAAAUUGAGGAUCACAAGAAACAUAUGUCAAGAAGGCGUCUUGUUUCUCCAUCGUUUAACGACGUGAGAGCUAUUCUCAAUACCGCUCAAGUUCUUGCGCUCACCUCCCACGCUGAAGAGAAUUCACGCUUGAAGCUCAUUACAUUGAUGUCGCUCGUGAAGGAAUCUCCUUUGGUUGAUGGACUUGUGGAACUUUUGGCCAACGAUAUUUACGUGGCAGUGGUUACCGCAGCUGGUUACCCUGGAGAAUCCGGUGCUUUGGAGUACCAUAAGAGAUUGCCUGGUCUUAUUGAAGUGUUAAGAACCACGGAUCAGCUCACGAAUCAACAGAAGAACAACUUCUUGGUGAUGGGAGGUGAGUCGAACUACCUAUUCAGAUUCAAUUCCGAGAUUGGCAGUUUGCAAUUCUUAGAAGGCGACCAAUGGUACUUACCUAUUAUGCGUGACUGGGAUACGAAGCAGAUAAACCAUAUUAUGAAUGCAUCCUACGAUCACUUGGUGCACUUGCGCAAGAAGUUCUGCUUAGACGACGAAAGCAAGACUACGAUUAUACGGAAGGAACGCUCCUUGGGUAUUAUCCCUGUUCUGGGGUUCAAAAUUCUGCGUGAAACGCUCGAAGAAAUUGUACUUUCCCUUCUGUCUAGAUUGCACGAUAUGCUUUAUGCUGCAAUCCCCUCUUUGCCUGAGGAAAGCCACCAUUUUACUUCGGUAGUCACGGACCUUUCCGGUGGCGACUUACGCGUUUGCGCUUUUAACGGUGGCUCCGAUGUGUGGGUGGAUAUUGGAGACAAGUCUUUAGGUGUUGAAGCAUUGCAACAGUACCUAUGCAAAGACUCAGGUAAGCCUCCCAUCAGCAAAAGCGAGUCCUUGCACAUUGGAGAUCAAUUCGCAUCGGUCGGAGCUAACGACUACAAAGCCAGACUUAGCGCUUGUACCGCAUGGAUAGCAAGCCCCAAGGAGACCGAGGAUAUUCUUUUUGACCUUGUUGAUUUCUUGAGGGGCGAUCCAAAUGCAAAGGCGAAGUGA